CCUUAGAUAGAGAUAAAAAGAGAAAUAAUUAAGAGGCCAUGGCUGAAGAGAUGAAGAAACAAAGUAUGAACAUAGAUCACGAAGCUUCAGAAUUAGGACUAGAGAAAGAGAAGGGCUCUGAAAACACCAAGUUAGACGAUGAUGGCCGUGAUAGACGUACAGGAACAUUGGUGACUGCAAGUGCACACAUAAUAACUGCUGUAAUUGGGUCUGGAGUACUGUCGUUAGCAUGGUCCAUGGCCCAGCUUGGAUGGGUCGCCGGAGCGGCCAUUCUUAUGACUUUCUCUUCCAUUACAUACUUCACCUCCACCCUUCUUGUUGACUGUUACCGGUCGCCGGAUCCUAUCACCGGCCACAGAAAUUACACUUACAUGGAUGUUGUUAGAGCCCAUUUAGGGGGCAUAAAGGUCAAUCUGUGUGGAAUUGCCCAAUAUGGUAACCUUAUAGGUGUUACAAUUGGCUACACAAUUACUGCAUCUAUUAGCAUGGUAGCGGUGAAAAGAUCGAACUGUUUCCAUAAAUUUGGUCAUAAAGCAGAUUGCCACACAUCAAAUUAUCCAUUCAUGAUAAUAUUUGCUAUCAUCCAAAUCAUUCUAAGCCAAAUUCCAAACUUUCAUAAGCUCUCCUGGCUCUCUAUUUUGGCUGCCAUCAUGUCCUUGGCUUAUUCCUCCAUUGGCCUUGCACUUUCCAUUGCCAAAGUUGCAGGGGGUAGUGGGCGAGCAAGGACUACGCUAACAGGCGUGGAAAUAGGUGUGGAUGUGUCGGGUUCGGAGAAGGUUUGGAAGAUGUUUCAAGCCAUUGGUGAUAUCGCAUUCGCUUAUGCUUACUCUAACGUACUCAUUGAAAUACAGGACACACUAAGGUCACCGCCGCCUGAAAAUAAGGUGAUGAAGAGGGCAUCGCUGGUCGGAGUGACAACUACGACAACAUUCUACAUCCUCUGUGGUUGCAUGGGCUAUGCUGCAUUUGGAAAUAAGGCCCCGGGAAACCUUUUAACCGAGUUUGGUUUUUAUGAGCCCUAUUGGCUUGUCGAUUUUGCCAAUGUUUGUGUCGUCAUCCACUUAAUCGGAGCCUAUCAGGUAUUUUGCCAGCCGAUAUUUCAAUUCGUGGAGAAUUAUUGCCACAAACAAUGGAAAGAAAAUAUGUUUGUAACGGGUGAAUAUACCGCUAAGAUCCCAUUUGGUUGUUCCUUAGGCAUCAAUCCUUUGAGGCUGGUUUGGAGGACCGUGUACGUUGUCGUGACUGCAAUAUUGGCGAUGAUUUUCCCCUUCUUUAAUGUCUUCUUGGCUCUAAUUGGAGCGUUGUCAUUUUAUCCUUUGACGGUUUACUUUCCGAUAGAGAUGCACAUUGCACAAACCAAGAUUCCUAAGUUUUCGGUGAGAUGGGUGUGGUUGAAGAUAUUGAGCUGGGCUUGCCUGGUUGUGUCUAUUGUUGCUGCAGUUGGAUCCAUACAGGGCCUUGCAACUGAAGUUAAGGGAUACAAACCUUUUAAAAUCAAGAAUUAGAGAUUUUUCUAGAUUUAAUUUUGAUUGUUUGUACUGCUAAUUACAUUAACAGUUACUAUUAUAAUGGUUUC
This is a messenger RNA of Impatiens glandulifera, 1576 nucleotides long. RefSeq names its product amino acid permease 6-like. The transcript is spliced from 7 exons. The coding region runs from base 39 to 1505 and encodes 488 amino acids. The record is from RefSeq and is a predicted model, not a curated record. Gene Ontology annotation, cellular component: plasma membrane. NCBI's taxonomy places the organism in Eukaryota, Viridiplantae, Streptophyta, Magnoliopsida, Ericales, Balsaminaceae.